Brettanomyces nanus is the source of this 735-nucleotide messenger RNA. RefSeq lists its product as uncharacterized. Gene Ontology annotation, molecular function: histone binding. Gene Ontology annotation, cellular component: NuA4 histone acetyltransferase complex; Swr1 complex. Bases 1 to 735 code for a protein of 244 amino acids. The record is from RefSeq and is a predicted model, not a curated record. NCBI's taxonomy places the organism in Eukaryota, Fungi, Ascomycota, Pichiomycetes, Pichiales, Pichiaceae. Gene Ontology annotation, biological process: chromatin remodeling; regulation of transcription by RNA polymerase II. The transcript has a single exon.
AUGGUUGAAGUUAAAAGAACCGUUCGGAUUACCACCACUCAGCGUGUUCUCAAGGACAUUGCACCGGUGCAGGCAGGCUUCCCAAUGAGGGCUUGGACAAUUGAGAUCUGUCUUGUUGACGACAAGGGUAACGAGAUUCCUGCUACACUCUUCGACAAGGUCACCUACCACUUACAUCCCACUUUUUCUAACCCUGUGCGGGCAUAUAAGAAGCCACCAUUCCGGAUUGAUGAGAAAGGAUGGGGUGGUUUUGAUAUUCCAAUUACUCUCACAAUAACUGACAAGGGUGGAGACAAGAAGCUGAACCAUGACUUGAACUUUAUGAAGGAGAAGUAUGUUAUUGAUCACAUCAUUACCAUCAACACCAAUAAGGCUCCUCUUUUGAAAGAGUUGCUCAAUAGUGGUCCUGUUCCAAAUUUCAAUCCGGACGAAGCAAGUGCUAGUGGAGCCGGUGCCAAAAGGCGUAGUAACAAUGCUGCUGACCCCAAAACUAUCAAGAAAAUGAAAACCGGUGCCUCUAAGGCCGGUGUGGACUUGGAAAGAAUGGCCGACUACUUGACCAAGUUGAACGAAGAUGAUCUUCUUGGCGUGGUUCAGAUGGUAAACGAUAACAGAACUGCUGAGAUGAACAUUAAGAAUGAUGUUGAAAAUGGUGAAUUUACCAUGGAUUUGUACACUCUUCCUGAUACUUUGUUGAAGAGCUUGUGGGAUUAUGUGCGGAAGAGGGUCGAGUGA